AUGGAUUCCAAUAAUGAUUUAGAUCAUCAAAAUUAUGAAGUUGUCAAUACUAAGAGCUAUGAAAACGAAGUUAAACGUGGGGCAACUAUUAUGCAAAAGGUCAUCAAAGCAAGAAGUAAUGAAAUUAAAUUUGAGCUUCAAGAGACGAAAUCCGAUCAACCAGUAGGUCGUCAUACUUUGUGGAAGGAGACUCGUUUAAAUAAAGAUGGAAUAGUUGAUAAUGAAAAUGUUCAACAAGUGAAAACACAAUGUGAGAAUCUAGAACAAUGUUCUGAAAAUCCAGAGGAGAAUACACAAGUUAGUUGUAGGGACAUACUUGGUAAGACUCAUCAUCAAAACAAGAGAGUUGUGAAAAUGAAUAUUACAUUGUUCUUUGUUUUUUGUUUAGUGACUAGUAGUAUUGGUCACAUGGUUCAUGGUAUGCAUAGUAUGUUGAAAGAAGAUUUUGAGUUGGAGAGAAAACUAAUGCUCAUUAAAAAGUCACCUAUGAAGAGUAUUCAUACAAAGUCAGGGUACAUAGUUGAUUGUGUUAACAUUAAGAAACAACCGGCUUUUGAUCAUCCUUUGUUAAAGAACCAUAAAUUGCAGCGUAAACCAAGUAGUGAAAGAAACAUUAGUGAAACAGAUGUCCAUAUUUCACCAACCAAAUCCAAUUUUGAGAUUGAGAAAGUUUCGUGUCCAAAAGAAAUUGUCCCUAUUCGGAGAGUAACCAAAGAUGAUCUCAUAGGAGGCAUAUCUUUAUUCAAUGGUCAAAUUCUAGCUCAAACUAGUUCUCGUAGACAUUCUACUCAUAUAUCUCUUAUAAAAUAUGAUGCUCCUUACUUUGGAGUUAGUGGAACAACUAGUGUUUAUAAUCCAAAAACUAUUAAGGGCCAAUCAAGUUCAAGUCAUAUAUAUGUUGAAAAUGGCCAGGGAGAUAGUACUAAUAAAAUCGUUGCUGGAUGGCAUGUAUCUCCUGAAUUAUACAAUAAUGACGCAACUCAUAUCUACUCAUAUUGGACACAUGAUAAUUUCAAGACUGGAUGCUACAAUAUACUAUGCAGUGGUUUUGUUCAGACUGAUCGCUCAUAUUACCUCGGUGCACGUGUAGCACAAACAUCUACUUAUGGCGGAAUUAUGGUUGAAUUGCCAAUAUCUCUUUUUCAGGACGAAAAAACCAAAAAUUGGUGGUUAACUGUGGCAAACAAAAAUAUUGGUUAUUUUCCAGCAUCCUUAUUCACCAACUUGGCGACAGGUGGUCUAGUAGGAUUAGGUGGACAAACAGCAACUCAUGUCGGUGUUCCUAGUCCUUCAAUGGGAUCAGGGCAUUUUCCAGAUGAUGAUUUUGUCCAUACUUGUUAUUUUAGGAAUGUUGCAUAUCAGAAUGCAUCUAGACACUUUUCUGGACCUCCUGAAUAUUUGAUAGAAAAAUUCAAUGAUGCCCCUAAAAAUUGCUAUCAAAUUCGUUAUAAUGACGAUUUUCCUAGUCCAAUUGGUCAUGCUCUUCAAUUUGGAGGACCUGGUGGUAAUUGUGACAAUUAAUUGUUAUAAACAAGUUUUUGUGUAUGUAGUAUCAUAAUAAAUAACAUAUUUACUUAUUUUUCUAA
Molecule: messenger RNA, 1586 nt
Organism: Cicer arietinum (chickpea)
Lineage: Eukaryota; Viridiplantae; Streptophyta; Magnoliopsida; Fabales; Fabaceae
Product: protein neprosin-like
Source: RefSeq, a predicted model, not a curated record